Molecule: messenger RNA, 1655 nt
Organism: Harmonia axyridis
Lineage: Eukaryota; Metazoa; Arthropoda; Insecta; Coleoptera; Coccinellidae
Gene: Dus1
Product: tRNA-dihydrouridine(16/17) synthase [NAD(P)(+)]-like
Exons: 7
Coding region: 212-1591 (459 amino acids)
Biological process (GO): tRNA processing
Molecular function (GO): flavin adenine dinucleotide binding; tRNA dihydrouridine synthase activity
Source: RefSeq, a predicted model, not a curated record
AAUUACAUAUCAUAACCUUAAACGUCAUCAAUUAUAUUUACAAUGUAAAAAAAUUAUUAUUAAGUUUCUUUUACGUGUAAUUAUAUUUUUGAGUUGUUGAAAAUCUAACUCUAUUUACAUUUUAUUGAAGUAGAAGUAGUGUUAUGAUUGAAAGAACAAAUCAAUUAAUUAAUAGAACUGAAUGAUUUAAAAGAAAAACAAUAGAAUUGUCAUGGAUUUAUGGAAAGAUGUACUAAAUAGUCCUACCAAAAUAGUGGCACCUAUGGUGGAUGCCAGCGAAUUAGCCUGGAGGAUUUUAAGCCGAAGAUAUGGAGCAGAAUUGUGCUAUACUCCUAUGUUACACAGUAACAUAUUUGCUAGGGAUCCGAAGUAUAGAAAAGAGGCUCUAGCUACCAGUGAUGAAGAUAAACCCUUAAUAGUCCAAUUUUGUGGAAAUGAUCCGUCCAUCAUCCUUCAAUCAGCAAAAAUGUGUGAGGAUUUUUGUUGUGCUAUUGAUAUAAAUUUAGGCUGUCCUCAAGCAAUAGCUAAAAGGGGGCAUUAUGGUGCUUUCCUUCAGGAUGAAUGGCCACUAAUUGAAAAUAUUGUACAGACAUUGAGUAAAAAUUUGAAGAUACCAGUCACUUGUAAGAUAAGAAGAUUUGAAACUAUUGAAAAAACAGUGAAAUAUGCUCAGAUGCUAGAGAAAGCAGGAUGUUCUAUGCUAACUGUACAUGGACGCACCAGGGAAAUGAAAGGACCUUUGACAGGUAUUGCUGAUUGGUCAUAUGUGACUGCAGUUAGGAAAGCUGUAAAUAUACCUGUGGUAUCCAAUGGUAACAUUCAAUGCAUUCAGGAUUUACACAGAUGCAUGGAAGAAACGGGUGCUGUAGGUGUUAUGACAGCAGAAGGGAAUCUUUACAAUCCAGCACUAUUUAUGGGAAUGAAUCCACCAGUUUGGGAUCCUGCCGAAAAAUAUUUGGAUUUAGUAGAGCAAUACCCAUGUCCCUUAUCAUAUGUUCGGGGUCAUUUAUUCAAGCUUUUCCAACACUUAUUAUCUUUACCUGAAAACAACCAAAUAAGAAUACGGUUAGGUGAAGCUAACUCCCUAGGACUGUUUAGUCAAAUUGUUGAAGAGCUCAAAAAUAAAUACCUACCCUUCAAUCAAGGUCUUGAAGUUUGGCCAUUUACUACUGAAGAAGGCAGUCAGAAUUUGAUUUUACCUCCUUGGUUAUGUCAAUCUUAUGUACGAAGGAAUGUUGAAGAUCACAAGAAGAAAGUCGAAGAAAAUAGUGAGUCGGAAGAUAUUUCUGAUCCCCAUAAAAGACAAUAUCAAGAUGCAGAUGGUAAUCCCAUAAGUAGGAAAAAGAUGAAAAAAUUGAGAAGAAUAAGUAGGCGACCAGAAAAACAUGUUGUUUUUGAAAAAUCUUUAUUCAAAUGUAGCAAUUGUGUGAAUCCUAUGGGUUCGAAAUGUAAUUACCAGCUCUGUAAAAAAUGUUGCAAAGAUAAAUGUUUUUUGGAAGAAAUGGAUUGCCCAGGUCAUCGGAUUUUAGUAAAAACAAGAAGAAAUAUGGCGAAAUAUUAUGCAGCAAAAAGGAUUGAACUGAAUACCUAAGAAAUUAUAUUUGUGAAUAUAUACCAACUCUUUGAUUACUACAACAAUAUAUUUUCAUUUUGAA